GCAUAAAAGAUACUGAAAGCCCAACUAAAGCCCAAUCGAACCGAACCCUACACCAACCAGAUCGGCGCCGUCAAGACGACCACCGCCGCUUCUGCCUCACCGACGUUCCUUCCACCCGCCGUUUCACCGCCCUGCCUCGUCAGUUGUUCCAGCUCUACUUCACGACCACUUGCCUCACGCCGUCGCCGUCCACUGCUGUCCUUUACUUCUCUUUUCCUCCUUCCUCUCAUUUUCUACUUCUCGCCUUCGUCUCACAUCUCUCUAUCGGUUUCACGCCACCGGCGUUGUUGUCGUCCUGCCGCCACUACAUUCGGCGGUUGCACUCUCUUUUCCUUCACGCCAGCGUCGCCCUUAAUCUCGGGACUGAUAAUGUGAGUGGCCUAUGAAAGUUGAGCGACUUUUGUGAUGGUUAAAAUGGGUCGGUAGCCGUAUGGAUCUAGAACGGAGCAAACACUAGGCCAGGGUCCUCAAGAGUUUCCUUUAAAAAUGACUCUGACUGCAGGGACGGCAUCAGGUAUCCAUUUGGACUUACUUAAUAAUCAUCAAAGGAAAUAGAGAGACAGCCACAUAGCAGUGGAGCAUGAAAUCCCACUCUCCUUGGAGCACAGCUAGAAACCCAGUCAAGUUCCGGAUACCAACAGCAGAUAACCUAGUCCCGAUACGCCUGGACAUUGAAAUUGAAGGCCAGAAAUUUAGAGAUGCUUUCAUCUGGAACCCUUCUGAUCCUGAUUCUGAAGUAGUGGUGUUUGCAAAAAGAACAGUGAAAGACUUAAAACUGCCUCCUGCUUUUGUCACUCAGAUUGCUCAGUCCAUACAGACACAGCUAACUGAGUUUCGCUCGUAUGAAGGGCAAGAUAUGUAUACUGGCGAGAAAGUUGUUCCUAUCAAGCUUGAUCUUCGUGUUAACAGUACUCUUAUAAAAGAUCAUUUUUUAUGGGAUUUGAACAACUUCGAGAGCAACCCGGAAGAAUUUGCCAAAACUUUUUGCAAAGACAUGGGCAUUGAAGAUCCUGAAGUUGGACCUGCAAUUGCAAUUGCCAUACGAGAACAACUUUAUGAGAUUGCUGUACAGAAUGUGACUUCAGCCCGUGAAAGCAGAAUAAACAAGAAAGGCCGCAGGGGGCUCGAACAUAGCCAGGCCAGCAAGAACAGUGGGAAUGCUGCGGACUUAUUUAAGUUAUUUGGCAGCAAGUCCAGCGUAGUCAGAAAGAGGAAGGAGUGGGAUGUAUAUGAACCGAUGAUCGAUCUUCUAUCAAACGAGGAGGUGGAUGCCCUUAAAGCUAAAGAAGAAAGAAAUGCUCGAUGACUUCAAACAGAGGGUGUUCGGUUGCCCAAGAUUAAUUGUAUUUCAAAUUGUACUACUGAUUUUAUCAAUGCUAUCUUGACCUUUAAAAUC
Molecule: messenger RNA, 1396 nt
Organism: Salvia hispanica
Lineage: Eukaryota; Viridiplantae; Streptophyta; Magnoliopsida; Lamiales; Lamiaceae
Gene: BSH
Product: transcription regulatory protein SNF5, putative (BSH)
Biological process (GO): chromatin remodeling
Cellular component (GO): nuclear chromosome
Source: RefSeq, a predicted model, not a curated record